UUUAAAGGGAGCGCACUUCCGGUGCCCUUUCUCCCUGAUCGCUGAGGCCCGAACCCUCGUGUGCAGUUGUGAACUUUAGGCUGGAGUGGGGUACAAGAGGGCGGCCACCCCCUUCUCACCUCUGGUGCCGCCGCCCUCAGCAUCAGAUAUGGCCCAGAACCUGAAGGACUUAGCGGGACGCCUGCCCGCCGGACCCAGGGGCAUGGGCACGGCGCUGAAGCUACUACUGGGGGCUGGCGCGGUGGCCUAUGGCGUCCGCGAGUCCGUGUUCACCGUUGAGGGCGGCCAUCGAGCCAUCUUCUUUAACCGGAUCGGUGGCGUGCAGCAGGACACCAUCCUGGCCGAGGGCCUUCACUUCAGGAUCCCCUGGUUCCAGUACCCCAUUAUCUAUGACAUUCGGGCCAGACCCCGAAAAAUCUCCUCCCCCACAGGCUCCAAAGACCUGCAGAUGGUGAACAUCUCCCUGCGUGUGCUGUCUCGGCCUAAUGCCCAGGAGCUCCCCAGCAUGUACCAGCGCCUAGGCCUGGACUAUGAGGAACGAGUGUUGCCGUCCAUUGUCAACGAGGUGCUCAAGAGUGUGGUGGCCAAGUUCAAUGCCUCACAGCUGAUUACCCAGCGGGCCCAGGUGUCCCUGCUGAUCCGCCGUGAACUGACGGAGAGGGCCAAGGACUUCAGCCUUAUCCUGGAUGAUGUUGCUAUCACAGAGUUGAGCUUCAGCCGGGAAUACACAGCUGCUGUGGAAGCCAAACAAGUGGCCCAGCAGGAGGCCCAGCGGGCCCAGUUCUUGGUGGAGAAAGCAAAGCAGGAACAGCGGCAGAAGAUCGUGCAAGCAGAGGGGGAGGCGGAGGCCGCCAAGAUGCUUGGAGAAGCGCUGAGCAAGAAUCCUGGCUACAUCAAGCUACGUAAGAUCCGAGCAGCCCAGAAUAUCUCUAAGACGAUCGCCACUUCACAGAAUCGCAUCUAUCUCACGGCCGACAACCUCGUACUGAACCUCCAGGAUGAAAGUUUCACCCGGUAAGCAGUAUGUGGUACAUGGCAAGGUGAAGGCACGUGGUCCCUGAGUCUGGUCACUUGGGUUCUGAUGCCUGUUAAAAAGGUAUGCAUAUGACCUGUGACAGGCAUUUGGCUUGUCAGAAGGGGAGACAGAAGGGGGGCAGCUGCCUGUUCCUAUCCUGCAUCCCAUGGCACUGAUUCUGAUCCUGUAACGGGCACAUUAAUGGCAAAUACUUAUCUAACCAAAGUGAUGGAAGACGGUACUUGGGAUCCUCACUCAGGACCCCUGAAACUGCUGUCCCUGGGCACAGAGCUGCCUGGGGAAGCACAAAGCAGCUCUUCCUUGGCCUGAGCUGUGAGUCAUGUGCAUUUCUCUUUGUUUUUCUGCUUGCGGGGUGACCUGGUGUCUUCCACAGAGGAAGCGACAGUCUCAUCAAGGGUAAGAAAUGAGGCUGGUCACCCAGAACUCCGCCCCAGAGAGGAAGUGGCUGUUUCUCUUCUGGAUCUUGAGGAGCAGCUAGGGCUCUGGCGCCCUCGUCGCACCGGUUUCCUGUAAUGCUGGGCUCUAUGCCUAUUGUGUAGGGCCCACAGAACACCGACCUUUGGGGAUGCCUUCCUCCUCACGUGUCGGCCAGAGAGUCAGGACCGUGUGUGAUUUCUCAGUGAUUUCCUACAGUGUUGUUCCCUCCCCCCAGAUGGAAAGAAUAAUCACCACCCCAAGAAUUCUCAAUAAACUUUUAUUACUUAA
This is a messenger RNA of Cavia porcellus (domestic guinea pig), 1741 nucleotides long. RefSeq names its product prohibitin 2 (gene Phb2). Gene Ontology annotation, cellular component: mitochondrion; membrane. The record is from RefSeq and is a predicted model, not a curated record. Gene Ontology annotation, biological process: mitochondrion organization. Lineage: Eukaryota; Metazoa; Chordata; Mammalia; Rodentia; Caviidae. The transcript has 9 exons. Bases 149 to 1018 code for a protein of 289 amino acids.